CGUCACUUCCGCCUCCUCCUUAGCAAAGCAAGAUGGCGGCUGUUGUAGACAGAGUAGAUGGAUGUGUUGGGUCAUUGGACUCAGACGCGGUGUCACCGAGACAGUCAACCCCUCCGCCGGACCAGAACAACCCGCUGUUAGGACUCCCCAUUGUGGCCAUUGAGACUAUUCUCAAUUUUCUGUCUUACGAUGAAAUCAGCCUGCUGCGCUCGGUGUGCAAGCGCAUGGACAUGAUCUGCCAGCGUGUCCUGAAUCAGGGCUUCCUGAAGGUGGAGCGAUAUCACAGUCUGUGCCAGAGGCAAGUCAAAGCCCAGCUGCCCAGGAGAGAGUCAGAGAGGAGAAACCAUUCACUGGCUCGUCAUGCUGACAUCCUGGCUGCUGUGGAGACCCGCCUCUCUCUGCUCAACAUGACUUUCAUGAAAUAUGUCGACUCCAACCUCUGCUGCUUCAUCCCUGGAAAGGUGAUAGAUGAGAUUUACCGUGUGCUGCGCUACGUGAACUCCACUCGAGCCCCCCAGCGAGCUCAUGAGGUCCUGCAGGAGUUGAGAGAUAUCUCCUCCAUGGCCAUGGAGUACUUUGAUGAGAAGAUUGUCCCCAUAUUGAAGAAGAAGCUGCCAGGGGCUGACCUGUCUGGCCGCCUCAUUGGCUCUGCACCAGUGGCAGGUCCAUCUACCUCCCUGACCACCAUGUCCCUGCUGGCCAAGAACACGCCGUCACGCUCUGAGAUGACCAAGGUGCAGCAACAGGUGAAGGUGAACGGGGCGUCGAUGACCGUACUGCGGAGGGAGAUGCAGGAAAUCCGUGUCAAGCAGCUGGAGCAGCAGAAGCAGCUGCAGGACCAGGAGCAAAAGCUGCUGGAACAGACCCAGGUAAUCGCCGAGCAGAACGCCCGCCUUGCCGAGCUGGAACACAAGCUCCGCGAACUGAUGGACAGCAGUGCCGCUGCUAUGGGAGGACCCAGGCCCAGCACGGCUGUCCCCUCCACGUCCAGCAGCGCUACUGUGUCUUCCACUGUUGCCAGCACGUCUGCUGCUGUGCUGACAAGUGGCAGCGUGGCCUCUCUGCCCAGAGAGCCAGAGGGCGAGGGAGGGUCAUCACUCAAACGCAGCAGAAAGAGCUCAGACCUUCCACGACAGUCCAAACGGCUGCGCAGCAAGAAAUAAGAGACUCAGUGUGUCAUUUAGUUGAAGUUUUGUUUUUGGUUUCUGGUCGUACUGAUCACACCUUAUCCCCAGCCCCCCCACAUCACGCAUCACCUGUACUGUCUGAGAUGAGUCAGGAGUGUCCCUGUAUGCUUUGCAUUACCAGUAUUCUUUCUCUGCUCUGUACAAGGGACUUGCUGACAGCAAGAAAAAUCUAGAAUAUCACUUAUCUUUACAAAGAUUCUUAGCCCCUUAACUAAAUCAGAAUAUAGUGAGGUGGUUAGCCAUUUGCUCCUAAGAAAACUGUUUAUUGAAGGGUACAUUAAAGUGACUGUGCAGGUCUUUGAUGUAGAUCCUUUUCUCAGAGGCUCAUAUGUUUGCAAAAAAAGUACAACUACAACAAAACUAAAAAUCAAAAUGUAAAUCUUUACUUGAGAAACACACAUGAAUCAUGACAGGCCCUAAAUUACAACGUAAUUGAUGCUGCAUGUUAUCAGUAAUCUCCAUUUUCACAUGUUUGGAAGUCCACAAGCAUUCGUUUCAUUCACAGUUGAUUCUUCCGAACUUCUUCCGGCUAAGUGCAAUAAAAAUCAUUGAAAUAGUAAUAAGUAAUUUAUAUUCUUUGCCAGUAGCCUGGUUGGUCUAUCCAGAUUGCUGCUCAGGUCAGUUCAGUUCAGUCUAAUCAGUUCUUGACCCACCAUAAAAAUGAAGGAUGGGAUAUUAAGAAGUUGACUCUUACCUUCCCUGCCCCAGCAACAGGGAGGUAGAAGUUAUUUGUGAGGAAGUUUUUCUUUCCACUGUGCCUCAGCAACCACUGAUUGAUAUCGCUGUCCUCUGAUCCUGAAAACUGCAGCAGUGAUAAUGGCACCCACUGCUCUGCUGUGUAUAAACAUCAUUUUUUGAAAAGGCUGCCAGUGAAAGCAGAUGUUUGAGCUCUGGCAUGCCCGAAAGCACCGUGUGUUCAGGCCUCUUUUUUUUUCACGAAGACUUACUGUAAGUGAGACGUUAAGGAGGACAAAGAAACUCAAUAACUGCUCUCUAACAGCUAAACAGUGUUUGGUAUUUGUCCUUUGAGGAUCAUACCAGUGUUACUCAUAUUCCAAUGUAUUUACUGCAGUAACAUACAGCAGUCGACACUUAAACCAAGUGCUGCUGUUUUUGAAUGUGUUCUUCCUGCUUUCUAGACAGUUAAUGAGUUCCAUUCAUGUCACUGCAGAAACUAGCAUGUCAUGACUUGAUUUUCAGACAUAGCAAAAGUUCCUGGGAACAGAUUUCUCUUUUUCUCUCAGUCAGCAUCAGAGAAAUAUACCAGCUUCACUUUAUACCAACAGCUUUUAGUUAAAACCGUUCUUGUGCCUGACAAAAAUUAAGUCAGUCUACUAAACAGUGAGAUGUGGUUGAAAGCUCUGGGAAAAGCUAAUAAGUAGACCUUGAUUUAUACUCUUCUUAAACCCCUUUCCAUUUUCACAAAAUAGCCUUAACUCUAGAUCGACUUCCUGGUUUUUUUUUUGUCAUGGCUGAGCUCUGCUUUCAGCUUCAUCUCACAGUCCUCAGUUGGUGGAGUUAAGUAAAUUUUCAUGGACAAAAAAGAACAAAUUUUGACACUCAGUACCUUCUUGAGGUUUCUAGUUUCUAGAGUCAGGUCAUCAUGUAAGUUUAAGUGUUGACAUGAUCAAGUUACAGACAGUUACAGACUCCCAGCACAUACCUGCUGGACGCAGGCACUCAGCUUCACUGGUUAAUAGUUGUAGCAAAUGGUUAAAAAUGCAUGAAAAACACUUGUAUGGUCCUUAAAAGUCAAAGUAGAAUUCGUUUUUUUUUUUUAAGUACACUGUAUAUGUAAUGCCAUUGGAAAGGGUCUGUUCAUGCCAGUUACUAAUUGUGUCACUUCAUCGCUAGUGCCAUGCAGAUUAUUUCUUAUUCAGAGUUAUCUCUGAGACUUCUGUCUCUGCCCCAAAACAAGGGAAGUUGCAUGGAUAGAUACCACCAAAAGGAAAAAAUACUUUAACACUUUGCUAUUUUACAUUCUAACACUGCGACACCAAAAAUUGGAUUUUAAAGUCAGCCUGUUGUGGUUGGUGUAGGGGAACUACCAGAGCAUAUGACUGGUUUGCAGUGACAGUAGAGGGUUGCUGGAAAUGUUAGUCGGUGAAAGUCGGUGCUCAACAUAACUGCUCAAAGUGAGAUUAGUUUGCCCCGGCUGUUGUUUUAGAAAGCGUAGUUUCAAAACCCUGUGCAGCGAUACUCUUCCCCGCUCCUGUACAAACUCAUCUUUUGCCUUGUGAGGCUAUGUUAGCUGUGAGCCCAUAUUGUGGCAGCACUUUUGUUUUCUUUGUUUGAAGCUUUUUUGUUGUUUGGAUGACCUGAACCACUCAUGGCAUGAACCUUUGGUAAAGAAUCUUUGGCAGUUCACGUCUUGGUGAACACUAGCGUGUGUUAUAAUGACACUGGGAAGAAAAACACAAGAAGAUGUAAUCUAGUGGCUUAAUUUGAGACUGCGUCUCAGUUUAGAAAAAAUUACUGUAAUCUUCAUGUACUUUAAAGUGUAGAUUGUGAAUUAUUUCAUGUAUGUAUACCAAGAAAACUAUCUUUUGAGUCAGCCACCUUGGGGCUAACUGUACGGUUUUGUUGCACACAUUACUGUUACAAAUGUAAAAAUCAAACCUAUUAAAGCUCAACUUAACUUA
Molecule: messenger RNA, 3829 nt
Organism: Scatophagus argus
Lineage: Eukaryota; Metazoa; Chordata; Actinopteri; Scatophagidae
Gene: fbxo28
Product: F-box protein 28
Exons: 5
Coding region: 33-1163 (376 amino acids)
Biological process (GO): protein polyubiquitination
Molecular function (GO): protein binding
Source: RefSeq, a predicted model, not a curated record